Molecule: messenger RNA, 1692 nt
Organism: Fonsecaea multimorphosa CBS 102226
Lineage: Eukaryota; Fungi; Ascomycota; Eurotiomycetes; Chaetothyriales; Herpotrichiellaceae
Exons: 1
Coding region: 1-1692 (563 amino acids)
Molecular function (GO): hydrolase activity, acting on carbon-nitrogen (but not peptide) bonds
Source: RefSeq, a predicted model, not a curated record
AUGGCUCCAACGAUCGUUCGAAACGCCCGUCUCUUCACGAGCACCGACGACUGCGAGGAUCUCGUCCCGGGAUGUCUGGUCUUUCAGGACGGGGUGAUCGAAUACGUCGGUCCGGAGGAAGGGUCGUCGACGCUCGCUGAAGCGAUGGACCCCGGAAACGGGAUCGCAGAGGUCAUCGACGCCGGCGACCGCGUGGUGGCGCCGGGCUUCAUCGACGGACACGUGCACCUUCUGCACUUCGGGUUGUCGCUGGGGAAAGUGGACGUGCAGGUGUGCAAGACACUCGCGCAGAUCCGGGACAAGAUCCGGGUGUUUGCCCGCUCGCACCCUGCCGAUGCCACUCCCCGGAUCCUGUGCAAGGGCUGGAUCCAGGCCUCGACCGGUAGAGAAGCGCUGGCGAGCAUGCUGGACGACCUCGACCCCGAUGGGCGGCCCAUCUACGUCGAGGCUCUGGACCUGCAUUCCGUGUGGUGCAGCUCGGCGGCGCUGGCGGAGCUGGGCGUCAAUUCCCCAACAGUGAAGGAUCCUCCCGGGGGGACGAUCCAUCGCGACGCGCAAGGGCGGCCAUCGGGACUCCUGGACGAAGGGUGUCUGCUGUUGCUUGUGUGGCCGUUCCUGGCCAAGACACUCACAGGCGAUCACAAGCAGGCGGCCCUGCACCAGGCGGUGUCUGCUUAUGCGCAGGCGGGAUAUACAGGUGUAAUAGAUAUGGCCAUGGAAGAGGAUUUGUGGACUGCCUUGGAGACGUACCGCAACCGUGCAAAUAGUCCCCAAAACAACAACGGUGGAUUACCACUCCACGUCGCCGCGCACUGGCUCAUACCCUACAGCGACUCAGAUGAGGAAAUCCAGAGCGCACUCGACCGGGCCAUCUCGAUGCACCGAAAAUUCCACCCGUCGACAUCCCCAUCAUUCUGCGUCGUCGGGAUCAAGCUGAUCGCCGACGGUGUUGUCGACAGCUGCACUGCGGCGUUGAGCCGGCCGUACAAUACCAAACCGAAUGAUCCCGUCGAACCCAUCUGGCCAGCUGACAAAAUGGCGAGGGUGAUUCGGCAGGCCGACGCCGCCGGUCUGCAGAUUGCCGUGCACGCCAUCGGCGACAGAGCCAUCACGCAGACCAUCGACGCCUUCGCAGCCCUUGAACAGCCGAUCUCGUCGCGCCGCCACCGCAUCGAACAUCUAGAACUCGCGUCCGAGCGCGACGCAAAGAGACUAGGCGAGCUGGGGAUCACCGCGUCCGUGCAGCCCGUCCACUCCGAUCCCGCCUUGUUCAAAGCCUGGCCGUCACUAAUAGGCACGCACCGCUGUGGCCGCGCCUUUGCGUACCGCGAAUUCCUCGAAAACGGCGCCCCCGUGGCCUUUGGCACCGACGCCCCGACUGCUGCGCAUCUCCCGCUGCCGAAUCUGUACACCGCCACCACGAGACGCUCGGCGAUCGAGCCGGAAUCAGCGGAGAGAACGAAUCCGCAGUUCGCGGUGUCUCUGGCGGCAGCCGUAAAGGCCGCCACGGCGGGCGGGGCGUAUUCGCGGCACGCGGAGACGUGGAUGGGUAGUUUGAAGAAGGGGAUGAGUGCCGAUUUUAUCCUGCUCGACACGGACUGGGAUCCCGCUGGGUUGUUGGCGGCAAGGGUGCGGCAGACUUGGUUUCAAGGGCGAGAGGUCUUUGAUGCUGUACAGGACUUGAAACUGUGA